Molecule: messenger RNA, 1684 nt
Organism: Drosophila ficusphila
Lineage: Eukaryota; Metazoa; Arthropoda; Insecta; Diptera; Drosophilidae
Product: prolyl 4-hydroxylase subunit alpha-1
Exons: 5
Coding region: 59-1645 (528 amino acids)
Biological process (GO): peptidyl-proline hydroxylation to 4-hydroxy-L-proline
Cellular component (GO): endoplasmic reticulum
Molecular function (GO): protein binding; L-ascorbic acid binding; procollagen-proline 4-dioxygenase activity
Source: RefSeq, a predicted model, not a curated record
UCUCUCUGGUCGGAACAGUAUCCAUCAGUCAGUCUCCGUUUCCAGUUCUCCCUUUACAAUGACGCACAGAAGUUGGUGCUGGGUUUUUGGGUUCAUCCUGUGUGGGAGUUGGAGUGGAUCGGCAAAAGGGGAGUUCUACUCAUCGGUGGACAGUAUGCAGGAUCUGGCCCAAGUGGAACGGGAGCUCAUCAAUGCCACGCGUUCGUAUCUUGAGGCUCAGCAAAAGCAGCUCAGCUUUUAUCGCAGAUAUGUGGAUCAAAUAAAACGGGAACACGAGUGGGCCACCAAUAAAUCGAGACUGGAUGAUUACCUAGGUCACCCUUUGCACGCCUUCAGGUUGAUCAAGCGGUUGGUUCAGGACUGGGAUGCCCUGGUGUUCGAACCCAUUUUAGCCAGCAAACCAAGAGAAGACUUCCGGCAGUUCACAGAGAUCUUGGCCAGGGACUUGGGCUACCCCGAUCACUCGGAGCUCCAGGGAGCCGUUAAGGGAUUGGCCAGGUUGCAGAGGGUCUACAAUCUAACGACCCGGGAUUUGGCCGAUGGCUUCAUCAACGGUUACAACUACGACUCCGAGUUGCAGUGGCGAGAGUGCUACGAAAUAGGGGUUCAACUCUUCGAUCUCAGGGAGUACCAACGAUCCCUUGAGUGGCUCCAAGUGGCCUUUAUCCUCCUCCGAAACAGCGAAGAAGAGGAGAAGGACGAGAGUCACUUCUUGUCGGACAUCCGCGAGUACGUAGCUAUGGCCAACUUCGAGUUGGGAAGCCCCAAAAGAGCUGAAAGGCUUCUGGAUCAGAUCCUGAAACCCGAACCCACACACACCGCCCAACAAACUCGAAAGUAUUUGGAGAGCAGAGAUCCGGAUAUUAACUUCGAGGAGCAGAAUCCCUCCUGGUUUGCCAAUUACACUAGACUUUGCCAGGGAAGAAAACUACCAGAGAAAAGAACAGGUGCUCCUCUGAGUUGCUACCUGGAUGGAAAGCGACAUGCCUACUUCACCCUGGCGCCUCUUCAGGUGGAACCAGUGCACCUGGAUCCGGAGAUAAAUGUCUACCACGGGAUGCUGAGCUCCAACCAGAUCAUGUCCGUUUUCGAGGAGGCGGACAAGUUGGAGAUGGUCCGCUCAGCCGUCGCGGGAUCAGGAGGAACCCGUGCGGUGAGGGAUCUGCGGGUCAGCCAGCAGACCUGGCUGGACUACACGUCCCCCGUGAUGAAGUCCAUCAGCCGUAUCAUCCAGUUCGUGUCCGGAUUCGACAUGGCCGGAUCCGAGUUCAUGCAGGUGGCCAACUACGGAGUUGGGGGACAGUACGAACCACAUCCCGACUACUUCGAGGUCAAUCUGCCCAAGGAUUUCAAGGGGGAUCGCAUCUCCACCAGCAUGUUCUACUUAUCUGAAGUGGAGCAAGGCGGCUUUACUGUCUUCACCAAGCUGAAUGUAUUCCUGCCUCCCGUGAAGGGAGCCAUGGUCAUGUGGCACAACCUCCAUCGAUCCCUGGAUGUGGAUGCGCGCACCUUGCAUGCCGGCUGUCCAGUCAUCGUGGGAUCCAAGCGGAUUGGAAACAUAUGGAUGCACUCGGGCUAUCAGGAGUUCCGUCGACCCUGCAACCUCACCUCAGACAGCCACAAGUCCGCAGGUUAUCGGGAUUAAGUGUUAACUAUUCCUUUAAUAAAUUAUGUCUUACUUUAA